AUGUCUCAUUUGAGCAAGUUUGGGAAAAGGCUCCUCCGGUUGAAGCAAAGGGGCUUCCACUACUCGAUUCAUCAAUCAGCAACGGCUUCGUUAGCUUACGAUGCUUAUCAUAACUGCGACGACUUCCAUGAGAAGUACUUGAAGCAGUUUGAUCAGACGCCGUAUACAUCUCCUCCGAACCAAAGGCUAUGCUCACUGGCCAAAACCUUGGGCACAGAGGACAGAGAUAAAGGGUUCGAAAGGAUUGAAAUCCUCAAAGCAUGGCUCCAGGGCACAGUGUUGGCCGGAAAGCACACAAAUGCACUCGUUAUUCUUUCAAUUGAGUCCAUGACUCCGAGACAUCGAGACUAUGCUCCUGCAUUCAAACGGCCGCCACAGCAUGGCAUCAAUACACUGGCUCUCGCGGCAGUUUUGAAGUCUCCUGCUUUUACUGUUCCAAUCAUCCAGAUUCCCUAUCAUUCAAAUGUUACAGGACGUGAAGAAAUGCUUCCGUUUUCAGUUGCACUCAUGAGUUCACCCGGUGAGUGA
Talaromyces rugulosus is the source of this 528-nucleotide messenger RNA. RefSeq lists its product as uncharacterized. The record is from RefSeq and is a predicted model, not a curated record. The transcript is spliced from 4 exons. Lineage: Eukaryota; Fungi; Ascomycota; Eurotiomycetes; Eurotiales; Trichocomaceae. Bases 1 to 528 code for a protein of 175 amino acids.